Molecule: messenger RNA, 682 nt
Organism: Contarinia nasturtii (swede midge)
Lineage: Eukaryota; Metazoa; Arthropoda; Insecta; Diptera; Cecidomyiidae
Product: GPI-anchored CFEM domain protein A-like
Exons: 2
Coding region: 60-443 (127 amino acids)
Source: RefSeq, a predicted model, not a curated record
GCAAAAUUAUCAAAUUGUCUUCUUCUCUCAAAAGAGUCAGUUAAAAAAAAGUAAAGAAAAUGAAAUUCGUUAUUGUCGCACUUUUGUUUGCAGCUAUUGCUGUCAACGGAAAAGCUUUAAGUGGCAGUGAUAGUGAGACUGCUGAUAAAACGGGUUCUCUGUUUGAGUCUGCUCCUGAGCAAUUGAAAAAUCUUCUUGGAUCUUCUGGUGGUUUGGGUGAUGCUUUGAAAUUGGCUCAAGGCUCGAGUUCUACUGAUGGUACUGGAAGUGGUUCGGGGCCUGCUAGUGGUUUGUCUGGCUUGCCUGGCCUGGGUAAAGGUGCAAAUUCUACUGGUGGUAAUCCUAUUAGUGCUUUGACUGGCUCUGGAAGUGGUUUGUCUGGCUUGACUCAAGGUCCGAGUCCUACUGAUGCUGUAACUGAUACUGUUGGUGGUUCUAACUAAUUCUGUUAGUUUGAAACAUGCUUCGACUGGUUUAUAAAAAAAUAUGUUUGACUUCUUGAUCCAGUGACUGGAUCUUUAAAAGAUAUAAAUAGUAAAUAAAUUUUCAAAUAAUCCAUAAAAUAAAUAAAAACCUACUAAAUAGCUUUGUUCACACAAUGCGCACUGGAAUAGAAAAUUUUGGAUAAAGAUUUUUGUUUUACAAGUAAAGCUGAAUAAAUGAUAAAUUGUUGCAAAAAAUC